AUGACGUAUGUCGUUGGACAGGUACAUCACCGCUACACCAGUGAACCACUCGCACAAGGCAUCUACUGCACCACAGCAACCAUGCGCCCGCUUACCGACGAUGAGAUGACAACGGUGUUCGAGAAGAUCAGCAAGUACAUCGGCCGUAAUGUUCAGCACCUGGUGACGCGACCCGACGAGAAGUACUGCUUCCGUCUGCACGGAAACAUCGUGUACUACUGCAGCGAGAAGCUUAUGCGCCAGUCCACUAACGUUGGCACGGAUGAGCUGCUGAGCAUUGGCACGGCAGUGGGCAAGCUCACCAAGACCAAGAAGUUCCACCUGCGCAUCACCUUCCUGGACUACCUGGCUCAGUACGCCAAGUACAAGGUCUGGAUCAAGCCCAACUCGGAGAUGUCCUUUUUGUAUGGCAACAACGUCGUCAAGUCUGGUCUUGGCCGUAUCACGGAGGGUACGCCGCAGUACGCAGGUGUCGUCGUCUACAGCAUGAAUGAUAUCCCUCUCGGCUUCGGCAUCGCCGCGCAGGCAACAGAGAUGUGCAAAGACCUGGAGCCCACGGCCUACGUGGUGCUGCACCAAGCAGACAUUGGCGAGUACCUUCGCGUUGAAGACGAAAUGUUUUAAAGAAGCCCCACGGCGAGAGUGGAUCUCCUCUCGUGCGCCAUCUACAUAUAUAAUAGACUUUUCACGCUAGUUUGUUCUUCCACAAAGCAUUUAUUCAUGUUCUGUUACGUGCAAAUUGG
Molecule: messenger RNA, 743 nt
Organism: Phytophthora nicotianae INRA-310
Lineage: Eukaryota; Oomycota; Peronosporomycetes; Peronosporales; Peronosporaceae
Exons: 1
Coding region: 1-624 (207 amino acids)
Biological process (GO): ribosomal large subunit biogenesis; ribosome assembly
Cellular component (GO): nucleolus; nucleus; preribosome, large subunit precursor
Molecular function (GO): RNA binding
Source: RefSeq, a predicted model, not a curated record